AUUGCUUCAAGAUACAGAAAAACUCGUAACAGAAAUAUAAACAUGAGAGAAAAGGAAGGGGGUGAUAGAAGAUAACCUCUAGGUGUCUAACCACCAGUAGUUCUCAGAUACUGAGCUCAACGUACCCAAUUUGUAAAAGUUGCAUUAGAUUAGAACCCAAUUCUCAUCUUCAUCAAUAUUGAUAUAUCAGCAUUGCAGAGAUGAGAUUCGUCAUGUCAGUUCUCUACUUUCUUGUAUUCUUUUCUUAUGCAGCUGCAUAUGAUCCAUUGGAUCCCAACGGGAACAUAACAAUAAAAUGGGAUAUAAUGUCCUGGACUCCAGAUGGCUAUGUGGCAGUUGUGACAAUGAACAAUUUUCAGAUGUACCGGCACAUCAUGAGCCCUGGCUGGACCUUAGGAUGGACAUGGGCUAAAAAAGAGGUGAUAUGGUCUAUGGUGGGGGCUCAAACCACCGAGCAAGGUGACUGCUCCAAAUUCAAAGUGAAUGUCCCACAUUGUUGCAAGAAGAAUCCUACUGUUGUAGAUUUGCUUCCUGGUGUGCCUUACAACCAGCAAUUUCAGAACUGCUGCAAAGGUGGGGUGGUGUCAUCAUGGGGCCAAGACCCCACAUCUUCUGUAUCGUCUUUCCAGGUCAGCAUUGGGCUUGCUGGGACUUCAAACAAGACUGUGAAACUUCCCAAGAACUUCACUUUGCUAGGUCCAGGACCGGGGUAUACCUGUGGCCCUGCCAAGAAGAAUCCUACUGUUGUAGAUUUAAUUCUUCGGCUUCUACUAUUAGUCAACAAGAUCAGGAGAAUACUGUUAAUAACUUUACUGGAUGUCCCAAAACAGAGCUUAUUUUUAACUUUAAUAGACUCCAUACCUUCCUGCAACAUAGGGUACUCCCUUAAGAGAACUAUUUGGAUUUUCUCCUUGUAACCCCAAUAUAAUGUCGGUCAUUUCUCGAACAAUUUUGGGAUCUUCACUAUAGCUCUCAUAACACCGACCCCAUCUAGGGUCUCUACAAAC
This is a messenger RNA of Camellia sinensis, 1007 nucleotides long. The record is from RefSeq and is a predicted model, not a curated record. Lineage: Eukaryota; Viridiplantae; Streptophyta; Magnoliopsida; Ericales; Theaceae.